This is a messenger RNA of Closterium sp. NIES-67, 563 nucleotides long. The record is from the annotation of a GenBank genome assembly. Lineage: Eukaryota; Viridiplantae; Streptophyta; Zygnematophyceae; Desmidiales; Closteriaceae.
AAAAAAUGGGCCACUUCAUCGCCACGCACGCGAACACCACUACCGAAGAAACAGCUCGCAUGUUCUUCCACCGAGUCGCUUACCUCCAUGGGAUCCCCAGGACUUUGGAUAAUGACAGAGAUCCGAAGUUUACUAGGAAGUUCUGGAAGGAACUCAUGCGACUUCUUGGAACCCGUCUGGCAAUGUCAUCCGCCUACCAUCCACAGACUGAUGGGCAGACAGAACCACUGAACCAGAUCGUGGAACAGUUGCUGAGGGUUGCUUGCAAGGACGAAACAAGCAAGUGGGACCAGCAGUUACCUCUAUUGGAAUUCUCCUACAAUAAUGCUACCCACUCUGCUACGAGACAGACACCGUUCUUCCUUUGCUACGGAUGGCAUCCCCUCACUCCACAGUUGCUUCUUGUUCCUGCUCAACCUCAUCAUGCAGCAGCAGCAGCAGCAAUAGUAGCAAUAGCAGACCCAGCACCAGCAGCAGCAGCAGUCGCAGCAGCAGGAGCAGCAGCAGUCGCAGCAGUAGGAGCAGCAGCGACAGCCGCGUAGGACCUCCUGCCUUGUUUAGCC